This is a messenger RNA of Fusarium vanettenii 77-13-4, 513 nucleotides long. RefSeq lists its product as uncharacterized. The transcript is spliced from 2 exons. The coding region runs from base 1 to 513 and encodes 170 amino acids. NCBI's taxonomy places the organism in Eukaryota, Fungi, Ascomycota, Sordariomycetes, Hypocreales, Nectriaceae. The record is from RefSeq and is a predicted model, not a curated record.
AUGUGUCAGCACCGCCAAUCUCAUCCUCUGGAAGGGCCUCAACCGCGGCUGUACCAGGUCGUGGAACAUAUACACGCUUGCGGCUCGUGUUCUGCUUUUGCGAGAAAGUACGGCAUCCUUGCUGCGGAUAUCGUCUUGCGAAACAGCCUCAAUACGGGAUGUACCAGCGUUUUGAGCGGCACGUACGCCUAUAUCAACCUCAUUGGCUUCGAGCCCCCAACCACAGCCAGAGCGGCGGCAACGACAACGACAGGCGACGAAUCCUACAUUAUCGGGGAGAAGAUGACCUGCCAGGGGGUUACCGAUUACAAUAAGGCCGCGCAAGCUGACUUCUUCAAGUGGAAUCCCGAGGUCGACAACGCCGGCAUCAUACCACGAUUGGGUGUCUAUGCUUAUACUAGUAUGAUUGGAUUAACUCCCAAGCCGACUGCCACAGCUCAACCACCGAAGACUAACCUUGGCAACGGAAUGUCAAUACCCCAUUCCAUUCAGCCCGGCAUGGCGUUCAACUGA